UCCCAUCCCCUUGCAUGAGCUGUGAACCCUGUGAUUCUCUCUUCCGCUCCAUCUUUCUUUUCCUUCCUUUUGAUGUAAAAGCAAAAGAUAAAGCAAAAGAAAGAGAAAGAAAUUCAGAAAACAUGCCCCUUCCUCUUUCUUCUUCUUCCUCCCUUGAACGCCUAACUGCUUUUGGCAGCCCUGUGACCUCUCCCCAAAACCACCCACCCACCAUCCUCCUUCUGUAUCGGCCUCUCCAUCCCAAAUGUCUUUCAUCUUCCUUCCUAAUAAGCCAGCUUCUGUUAAGCGCCCCUUUUCAACAGUUUGUCUUCCUAUCAUUCUCAUAUUCGUUCAUUGUUUGAUACAGAAUGGCGUUUCUCAAUCCACUCUGUGCAGAAAAGAGUGUGGCGAUCUGCCCAUUAACUAUCCUUUUGGUAUAGACGAUGGCUGUGGCAAUCCUUACUUCAGAAACAUUCUUGUGUGCACCAACAACGCAAAACUCGAAUUGCGAACACCUUCUGGCACAUAUACGGUGACGAACAUCAGCUACUCCGAUCCCCACAUUGUGAUCUCCAACCCAUUUAUGUGGACUUGCUUGAACAGCAAUAGCUCCCCGAGCAGGCCCUUUAGUCUCGACUCCAGCACCCCUUUCUCGCUCUCCCCGUUGAACAACUUCCUCUUCUUCAACUGCAGUGAUGCUGUUAUAGCUCGACCUCGGCCGAGUUUCUGUGAGCGGAAUCCGGACCUCUGCGACUCUGCGUGUGACAGCUCCAGCUAUCUCUGUCGCAAUUUGCCGGGAUGUCCCUCUGUUCUUGAGCAGAGCCAUUGCUGUUCCUACUACCCCACAGCGUCCGAGUCUCUGCGUUUAAUGCUGGCCGAGUGCGCUUCAUAUACCAGUAUUUAUUGGAGAUUUGUUGGAGCUGCCCCUCCCUAUAAUCAGGUUGCUGAUUACGGAAUUCGGGUUGAUUAUGACAUACCUGUGACUACCCACUGCUUCCAGUGUCAGGAGCCGGCAAAAGGCAAUGGUGUCUGCGGUUUUGAUGUUCAGUCCAGGCAGUUCUUGUGCCUCUGCGAUGGAAGAAAUAGCAGCACAUAUUGCAAUGAUUAUACUCUCUCUAAUCCUAGAGUGGGAAUCAUUGCAGGAACUGUAGCUUCUGUUUCAGCUAGUGGAGUGAUAAUAGGAGUGGUUGUAUGGUAUUUCAAGAAAGUAAAACCAAAUAGACCAGUGGCAUGUGGAGUUCAGAGCAACGUAAAUAGGCUUUUCUAGAUACUGCUAGUGGUCAAACAUUUGUAAAGAUCAGACGAAUUUCACACAGCAGAGGUUUGUUGAAGCUGUAGAGUGCCAUUCGAUUUUACAUCAUUACAGCAAUAAGCUAAGCAUUUUGGUGCAUCAAAGCUAUCAGAACAUAUAUGUCAGUGAAGGGUCAUUCCUAAUUUUGCAGGCUUAGAGUGGGAUCUCUCUCUCUGUGUUCAACUUUUUUCCUUUAGCAGCAUGUUUUACUCCGAACUUCUUUUAGUAUAGUUUGCCUGUGCUCCCUCUUGGAAUACCACAGAUAAUUUUGAUAUUGUCAAGGGAUCAUCUCCAGCAUCAGGGUGACGUUUCUUCUCUUAAAGUCAAAUUGCACUCUUGAUUUUGUGUACUUCUGUGGUACUUUUUGUAUAGAAAUUGUUGCAUUUUUUUCCUA
Molecule: messenger RNA, 1664 nt
Organism: Nymphaea colorata (pocket water lily)
Lineage: Eukaryota; Viridiplantae; Streptophyta; Magnoliopsida; Nymphaeales; Nymphaeaceae
Product: wall-associated receptor kinase-like 20
Molecular function (GO): polysaccharide binding
Source: RefSeq, a predicted model, not a curated record